CGAAUAAAACGCUUUUAAUAAGGAGUUAAACUUCAUAUUAAUUUCUAUCUGCCUGAAAUGAUUUCAAGCACUGAGUGGAUAUAAAUUGGGAUUAUAGAAGACUGGAUUGAUGGAUUCUCUUAAGUUUGGACGCGUUUUGAAGGCAGUACACAGGGUUGGUGAAGAGAGACGGAGGAAACCUUUCAGUGGACCAAAGAAACAUGGUAAUUCAGUCAAUGGCUGUCAAGGUGAGGUGCAGGGAAGACGUGGAGGCGGACAUAAACGCAGGACUGUGUCCAGGACCUGCAACUGAGGAAGUUGGUGUCCGUUUCCAUGGAUGGUCCGAACGUCAGUUGGAAGUUCUUGGAGCACCUGCAGCAGGACCAUGCAGAGGAAUUUGGUUCCCAGCUGAUCGCAGUGGGAAGUUGUGGUCUGCAUACACUCCAUAACUCCUUCAAAGGUGGAUUUGCUGUCUGGCAGAUCAACAAGGUACUUCAAGCACUCCACACCAUUUUCCACAACACUUCUGCCAGAAGGGAAGACUUCACCACCCUCACAAAGUCGUCUGUUUUCCCAUUACCAUUCUGUGGCCAUUGCUGGAUCGAGAACCUGCCAGUGGUGAGCAGAGCCAUUGACGUAUGGCCCCAGAUUGAGAAGUACGUCGAUGCAGUUACAAACAAACAAUUCCCGGCUCCCAGAACAGCAUCUUAUGACUACCUUGCUGUGGCGAGGCAGGACCCUCUCAUCAUGGCGAAGUUUCACAUCUUUAUGGCUAUCUCCAGAAUCUUUACACCAUUCCUCACAAAAUACCAAACAGACGAGCCUGUGUUGCCAUUCAUCAGUCAAGAUUUGACUGUGCUGAUCAAGAGCCUACUUAAGAGGUUCAUCAAAUCCGAGGUCCUGAGAAGCAUCACUCCACUUCAACUUGUCAAAUUGGACUCCACUGACAAGACGGCAAGAGUUCCACUCAAGAAUGUUGACAGAAACCGUCCUGAAGCUGAUGUGAUAAUCCAGCAGUUUGAAGCAUGCUUGUCAUUGGAGGCAAAAUCAGAGUCCUUCUUGUCAUUCCAGCCGAUGCAAACCAGGCUUGAUGUUUUCCUACAUGGCCACCUGUGCAAGUCCUAUCCUGAGCUUUGGACUUUCUGUAAGAAGCUUCUGCUUCUUUCCCAUGGCCAAACAACUGUGGAACGUGGCUUUUCUAUACCUGGAAGGAGAAAGAAGAAAACAGGAGAGCCAGGCACAGAAACAAAAGAGAAAGGCUGCCGAGGACCAGGUUGAGGAACUAAGAAAAAAGAGGGUGGUCCUGAACGAAGUGGCCGCCAGCCUUGAAAAAGAUGCCGACAAGCUUGCUGAACAAGCCGAAGGGAAAGCAGGAACCCUGAUG
This is a messenger RNA of Astyanax mexicanus (Mexican tetra), 1363 nucleotides long. RefSeq lists its product as uncharacterized. Lineage: Eukaryota; Metazoa; Chordata; Actinopteri; Characiformes; Acestrorhamphidae. Bases 313 to 1257 code for a protein of 314 amino acids. The record is from RefSeq and is a predicted model, not a curated record. The transcript has 6 exons.